AAAUCAAGGAAAGUACACCUCGACAAUCAGUUAUAGUUAUAUUUCUAGUGAAAGAAGAUGAGGUCCGUGACGUGUCUUGUCGUUUUAGCAACUCUUUGCACUUCUGCAUUCUCUCAGGAGAAUUUUAAAUGUCCGGAUGAUUUCGGUUUCUACCCACAUCACACAUCCUGCGACAAAUAUUGGAAGUGCGAUAAUAACGCCGCGGAAUUAAAAACUUGUGGAAAUGGUUUGGCAUUCGAUGCAAGUGAUCCAAAAUAUUUAACAGAAAAUUGCGACUACAUCCACAAUGUUGAUUGUGGUGACAGAACACAAUUGGAACCGGCCAUUUCUACGCCGCAUUGCGAACGACUUUAUGGCAUUUUCGCCGAUGAUAAAAAAUGUGAUGUUUUCUGGAAUUGUUGGAAUGGAGAAGCUUCCAGGUAUCAAUGUUCACCUGGAUUAGCUUAUGACAGAGAAGCUCGUGUUUGUAUGUGGGCCGAUCAAGUACCAGAAUGUAAAAACGAAGAAGUAGCUGGAGGUUUCUCUUGCCCAGCCCCUGGCGAAGUAAGCAACUCUGGAUCAUUCUCCCGCCACGCCCAUCCAGAUGAUUGCCGUAAAUACUACAUUUGUUUGGAAGGAGUAGCCAGAGAAUACGGAUGUCCAAUUGGUACAGUUUUCAAAAUCGGUGAUGCCGAAGGAACCGGUAACUGUGAAGAUCCAGAAGAUGUACCCGGAUGUGAGGAUUAUUACGGGGACUUAGACUUGAAGAGUAUAAGAAAGAGUGAGCUGUUGGCUGGACUGCAGAGCAGUUCAUCGAAAGGCAAUGGAGCGCCGAAAACGGGAAAACCAAGGCCAGCCCCAGCGGCACGUAGCGGCGGAGAUGCGUCAAACUAAAAAUGUCUACCUCACCACCUAAUCCCCAACUUUCCCUCCCAAAAUCCCCCCCAACUAAAUUUAAAAAAGAAAAUUAAUCCCGGAAAAUGAAUUAUUAGCGACACGUAAUACCCUUACAAUUAAUUUGUAGUAAUUAUUAUUUUAUUAGAUUCUUUCCCCCAUUUUCACUCUUAAUACAGGGUGUUGCGUGUCGCUUUUAAUGCGAAAACACACUGUAUUAUUUAAUUUUUUUUUUGAAUUUUUGUGAGUGUAAAUUUGUCGAUGCGGUACAAAAUUAUUUUCUUUUUUAUAAUAGAAAUAAACGAAUUAUUUUUUAAGUAAAAAA
Onthophagus taurus is the source of this 1198-nucleotide messenger RNA. RefSeq names its product Chitin binding Peritrophin-A domain-containing protein Gasp (gene Gasp). Gene Ontology annotation, molecular function: chitin binding. The record is from RefSeq and is a predicted model, not a curated record. Gene Ontology annotation, cellular component: extracellular region. NCBI's taxonomy places the organism in Eukaryota, Metazoa, Arthropoda, Insecta, Coleoptera, Scarabaeidae.